This is a messenger RNA of Amphiprion ocellaris (clown anemonefish), 2922 nucleotides long. RefSeq names its product protocadherin gamma-A2-like. Gene Ontology annotation, biological process: homophilic cell-cell adhesion. Gene Ontology annotation, cellular component: plasma membrane. NCBI's taxonomy places the organism in Eukaryota, Metazoa, Chordata, Actinopteri, Pomacentridae. Gene Ontology annotation, molecular function: calcium ion binding. The record is from RefSeq and is a predicted model, not a curated record. Bases 478 to 2907 code for a protein of 809 amino acids. The transcript has a single exon.
AAACACUGGGGCCUGGUGUUUUUUCAUCAUUUCAUGAGGUUUACCUUUAUGCUCAGCUUCAAAUGCAAAUAAUCCCAAGAAGUUGUAAAAGAAAUAUGCUGCUGUACUGAUUUUUAGUGUUAAAUUUAAGAAAUUGCUGACCUGAACAUUGAGAACACUCGGUUAUUUUUCAUCUUCCUCAGCAUUUUGCAGUUCAGCAUGAUGGACUCUUAGGGCCGCUGUUGGCCAGUCUGUGUUAGUUGGGAGACGAGAUCAGCAGUACCUCCCUCCAUCAUUUCAGAUUCAGAUCGAGAGGAAGACACAAUGAAAAAUACAGAACACGACGACCGUCGUUAAUUUGCCUCAAUUCGGACGGAUAAUAUUGUUUUUUUGCAACCUGGGUAGUGAUUACCUAAAACACAAGGACGUUAAAAGGAUUACUUCCAAGGGGAAAACGUUUUGUAUAGGAAUAUUAGACGGUUUUUAUUUUACACGACCAUGGCGGUAAUAACAAUAAGACGGCAAGUGCUUGCUUUAAUGUCGUUUCUCUGUUUCUGUUCAGUGACUGGGCAGGUCAGUUAUUCUAUCCCAGAGGAAAUGCCGAAAGGCUCUUUCGUGGGCGACAUUGCUCAAGAUUUGGGUUUGGAUGUGAAGAGACUGAAAUCAGGAAAGGCUCGCAUUUAUACGGGAGACAGCGCUGAGUAUAUCGAGUUAAAUAAAGAAAGAGGAGUCCUCCUCAUCAAAGACAGAAUAGACAGAGAGGCGAUCUGCGCAAAGACGGCGCCUUGUGCUUUGCAUUUUCAGGUCAUUUUAGAAAAUCCAAUGGAGUUUUAUAGCAUUACCGUCGAAGUCACAGAUGUCAAUGACAACGCCCCGAUUUUCAAAAGAGGCGAAAUGAAAUUCAGAAUAAGUGAAUCGGCUGUUGUCGGAACAAUAUUUGUGCUCGAACAAGCAAUAGACCUGGAUGUCGGUUUGAAUGGCCUUCAGAGUUAUUUGUUAAAGCCAACUGAUAACUUUGUUCUUAAGCUGCAAAAUCAAGCGGAUGGAAGCAAGAUGGUAGAAAUGGUUUUGCAGAAGCCUCUGGAUCGAGAAAAAACAGAUCAUUUAUCACUUGUAUUGACUGCGAUAGAUGGGGGUGAGCCGCAGCUCUCCGGAGCUGUUCAGAUUCAUGUAAAUGUGCUUGAUAGCAAUGAUAAUCCUCCGGUUUUUACGCAGAAAAUAUAUAAAUCCACCUUGAGGGAAAACUCACCUCCAGGAACGAUAGUGAUUACAGUUAGUGCCUCUGACUUAGACGAAGGAUCGUAUGCAAAGAUAACCUAUGAAAUACUGAACUCUGUUGAUGGUGCGUCUGAAAUAUUUGACAUAAACGGAGAAACUGGUGAAGUUAAAUUAGUCGGGAACACUGACUUUGAAAAGAAGCGACAAUAUCAAAUACAUGUGCAGGCCAGUGAUGAAGGAGGACUAACGGACUCUAGUAAAGUUACUGUGGAAAUACUCGAUACAAAUGACAACGUACCUGCCAUAAAUGUUAUGUCAAAAUCCAGCCUAAUAACAGAGGACGUUCAACCUGGCACUGUUGUCACAAUUGUAAAUAUCCAAGAUCCAGACUCGGGCGAAAACGGAAAAGUUCAAUGUGAUAUAAACAACAAUAUUCCAUUUUCAGUUUCUUCUACAUCAACUAAUUUCUUCAGCAUAGUGACAGACAGUGAAUUAGACAGAGAGAGAGCCUCUGAGUAUAACAUUACUGUGACCUGCUCUGAUGAGGGAGUGCCCUCCCUCUCCAGCAGCGUCACUCUCACCUUACAGAUCUCUGAUGUAAAUGACAACGAGCCUGUCUUUGAGAGGAGCUCAUAUGAGGCCUACAUUGUAGAAAACAACACACCAGGUGUGUCUGUAUUCACAGUGAGAGCCACAGACGCUGACUGGAACCAGAAUGCUCGUGUUUCUUACAUUCUGGAGGACUCCUCAGUGAACGGAGAGCCAGUCUCCUCAUAUGUGUCCAUCAGUGCUGAUAGUGGAGUCAUUCAUGCAGUGCGUUCUUUUGACUACGAGCAAAUCAAAGACUUCCAUUUCCGUGUGAAAGCUCAGGAUGGAGGCUCUCCUCCACUCAGCAGCAAUGUGACAGUAAAAAUCAUGAUCCAGGACCAGAACGACAACCCUCCUCAGGUCCUGUAUCCAGUCCAGACUGGUGGCUCUGUGGUGGCUGAAAUGGUGCCUCGUUCAGCAGAUGUGGGCUAUCUGGUGACCAAAGUGGUGGCUGUUGAUGUGGACUCUGGACAGAAUGCGUGGCUGUCGUAUAAACUGCAGAAAGCCACAGACAGGGCUCUGUUUGAAGUGGGCUCCCAGAAUGGAGAGAUCCGAACCAUCCGCCAAGUGAGUGAUAAAGAUGCAGUGAAACAGAGACUGAGUGUUAUAGUGGAGGACAACGGUCAGCCCUCUCGUUCAGCUACAGUCAUUGUGAACGUGGCGGUGGCGGACAGCUUCCCUGAAGUUCUGUCGGAGUUCAGUGACUUUCCACAUGACAAGGAGUACAAUGACAACCUGACUUUUUACUUGGUGUUGGCUCUGGCUGUGGUCUCCUUCCUGUUCAUCACGUGUUUGGUGGUUAUUAUCUCAGUGAAAAUCUACAGAUGGAGACAGUCUCGCAUCCUGUAUCAUUCCAACCUGCCUGUGAUUCCAUAUUAUCCUCCACGUUACUCAGACACUUUGGGGACAACAGGGACUCUCCAACACGUGUACAAUUACGAGGUGUGCAGGACGACAGACUCGAGAAAGAGUGACUGUAAGUUCGGCAGAGGUGGUAGUCAGAACGUGUUGAUCAUGGAUCCCAGUUGUUCAGGGACGAUGCAGCGGAUGCAGAGUGAGAAGAGCAUCCUGGAUGAACCAGACUCUCCUCUAGAGGUGAGGGCCUUUGAUAUAAUAAUCUGAAAUAAAAUUUGUUUU